Molecule: messenger RNA, 823 nt
Organism: Phytophthora nicotianae INRA-310
Lineage: Eukaryota; Oomycota; Peronosporomycetes; Peronosporales; Peronosporaceae
Exons: 1
Coding region: 1-816 (271 amino acids)
Source: RefSeq, a predicted model, not a curated record
AUGCAAGCUCAAGACUUUGAGAAUGGAGACCUGGAAACCACGACAGGCAGUGAAUCUGAAUCUCCGACUACGAUAGGACAGACUCUGAUUCUAAGCCGCACACACGUGGACCCUCCUCCUUUCCUAGACGUACUAUCAUUUCAUUCGAGUCGUUUGUUACCAGAAUCGCGACAAGAGAUCGCAGAGCAUGAACUUGAGUUUCAGAAGAGGCGCGGGAUACCGACAAACUCCAGCCCCUCGAAAAGUAACAAAUUGCAGAAUUGGGAAGACGCGGCUCAACUCGACGAACUGUUGGAGUCCGUGCACCUCCUCUUAGAACCUAUCCAACUGCCCGACUUGAGUCACACUGGAGUCUUUGACCCCGACAUGUCGCUUCUACGGCCGGUAACACCUUCUGCGUCAAUACCAAAAGCGGGGGCUGAGUCUACCACCAAACUGAAGCUGAGCAAGCUCGACAAGAGCGACGAGAUCAAACUUUUCUACCCCACGGGCGCUAAAAACGCCAACAUGCGUGACUACAUCAAGGAGACGAUAGAAAAACAUUUCUCCACGGAAGAGCCACCAAGUUUAUGCACAUCGGUAUCUGCACCCAUUCUCCGCUCGCCGGAGCUUGAUAACCAACAACAUUCAGGAUCUCCGUCCAAGACCCGAUCAAAGACCAAGAAGAAAAAUAAAUUCAAAGAUAUCAAGUCCCCUCUAAAGAUUUCUCUAACAGCGGGGGCUUUGCUAAACCCUCACCUGACCAAGCAAGCGAGAGAUGUCAUCACUGCUGUUCGGGCGAAUUCCUCCAAGAUUAACGAGCUCAUAUCGAAAUGAAUCCCUG